AGCACAGAACGAGAACGCCGCGACUCAGCCCAUGAGCAAUCUCCCAAUUCAUCUCUGCGUGGGGCACGGGCAACCAACCAACUUUUUGCUACUGUAUUGUACUGUAUGGGUUAGGUUUGUAGAGUCGUGCUGUGGAAUAAGCUUGAGAACGUAUAAUUUUGCUGAUUUGAAACCUGUCGUUAAUUAAAUAAAUAAUACAUUGUAACCUGUUAAGUUUUCGAAUCCAGAAUUGUGAAUUAUGGCAGAUCGCCUAACGCAAUUACAGGACACAAUAAAUCAACAAGCCGAACAUUUUUGCAACAGUGUUGGAAUAUUACAACAAUAUUCUACGCCAAGUAAGUUCCCUGGUUUUGAUCGUAUUGGCGCAUCGCAACCACAUCAACCUCAAGAAGAUUAUGCAGCUUUAUUUGCCACAUUAAUUGCUCGCUGUGCUAAGGACAUUGACACGUUGAUCGAGAGUCUUCCCAGUGAAGAGUCCUCUCAGGAACUUCAAGUUGCUAGUCUCAGUCGACUCGAACAAGAAAAUCAGGAAGCAGGUGAACAACUAGAGGAAAUAGUUCGACAAGGGGAAGCUUUGCUUCAGAGAAUUCAGGCAGCAUUGCAGGAUAUCGCACAGAGUCAACUCGACAUGCAAAAUCCAGCAGCCACGGCUGUAAUUAAUAGCAACUUAAACCUUAUAACAAAUUUCAAACAAGAAAAUGUAAACAAUACAAACACCAUGUCUUCAAAUAACAUACAUCAAAUACCAGAUCCUUCGCCAAAUUUACUAAAUCAAUGAUAAUGUUUGUGUCUUAUUUUCGCUGUAAAUAAUUAUUUAAUAUACAAUGCAAUCAAUAGUU
Orussus abietinus is the source of this 839-nucleotide messenger RNA. It is a transcript of the gene MED21, whose product is annotated as mediator of RNA polymerase II transcription subunit 21. The record is from RefSeq and is a predicted model, not a curated record. Gene Ontology annotation, biological process: regulation of transcription by RNA polymerase II. The coding region runs from base 239 to 778 and encodes 179 amino acids. Gene Ontology annotation, cellular component: mediator complex. NCBI's taxonomy places the organism in Eukaryota, Metazoa, Arthropoda, Insecta, Hymenoptera, Orussidae. Gene Ontology annotation, molecular function: transcription coregulator activity. The transcript has 3 exons.